Daldinia vernicosa is the source of this 524-nucleotide messenger RNA. RefSeq lists its product as uncharacterized. NCBI's taxonomy places the organism in Eukaryota, Fungi, Ascomycota, Sordariomycetes, Xylariales, Hypoxylaceae. Bases 39 to 215 code for a protein of 58 amino acids. The transcript has a single exon. The record is from RefSeq and is a predicted model, not a curated record.
GGGUUAAAUCUACAUCGUCAAAUGUUUAUUUAAUUCAGAUGGAGGCUCCACUACGGUGGCUUGCUGAGGGUUACAAUUCUAUUCUCUAUGGGUUUCCUUCCGUUCCCGGCCUCCUUUAUCAAUUUGAAAACGCUCUUCCUAAUCAGCCGCCGACGCCAGCUCUUCCUGGUUCGCGACUGUGGGGUGUUUGCUACAUUUCCUGUCGAGAUAUUUAGUUCUGUGUUCGAUUUUCGAUUCUACGCAAUUAAUAGCGUCUGAACUAUCUGAAUUGAAAAUAAAUCAUCGUAGCUGGCUAGGAAUUGCCCUAAACAUAGCCUGGAAGAAGACCACUGUAAAAUUUUGUAUAACGACAGCUUAUCAAGCACAAGUGGAUAUCCAGGCGUGAAAAAUUGGAAGGGUUCUCGAGGAUUUUUCUACGGAAAUGAUCCACAUGAGACCUUUUCCACAAUCGUGACCUAGUUAUCCCAGAACUACACACGGGAUCACGAGAUACACAAUAAAUUUCUUACGAUCACAGAACAGAA